AUGAACAUUGAGAUAUUUAUUUACAAAGAAGCAUCAAUUUCAUUCAGUACUGGUCAUCACUUGAAAAACACAACAAAGAUAAUCAUCAUCUACUUCGUUCCUUCGUCUUCGUCUUCUUCUCCUACUACUACUACUACUACUACCACUACUACUACUACUACUACUACUACUACUACUACUACUACUACUACUACCACUACUACUACUACUACUACUACUACUACUACUACUACCACUACUACUACUACUACUACUACUACUACUACUACUACUACUACUACUACUACUACUACUACCACUACUACUACUACUACUACUACUACUACUACUACUACUACCACUACUACUACUACUACUACUACUACUACUACCACUACUACUACUACUACUACUACUACUACUACUACUACCACUACUACUACUACUACUACUACUACUACUACUACUACUACUACUACUACUACUACUACUACUACUACUACUACUACUACUACUACUACUACUACUACUACCAGAAUGUGUUAG
Messenger RNA from Schistosoma turkestanicum, 525 nucleotides. The record is from the annotation of a GenBank genome assembly. NCBI's taxonomy places the organism in Eukaryota, Metazoa, Platyhelminthes, Trematoda, Strigeidida, Schistosomatidae.